AUGGUGAGUUUCAUAAAGGCGUGGGGUUUAGUGAUCGUCUCAUUGUAUUACGCUUUUUUCGUUGCCAAAUUGGUUCCAAAAGGAAUCAGAAGGCUGAUAUAGACUGUAAUACAGUUCAUACCUGUCUCGCUCAUUUUCUUUAUGGUUCCUGUACCAAUAUCGGUGGCUUUCUUCAUAGCUUGGCUUGCUAUUUUCAAGCUCUUUCUCCUUGCUUUAAGUCGAUGUCAUCUCUCUUCAAAUUCUAGACUCUCUCUCUCUCUCUCUCUCCCUAUUUCCUUAGCUGUUUCUUACUUGCCCAUCAAGAUUCAGCUGUGCCCUAAACCUACCACAUCACACUCCCAUGGAUGAUCCAGGGAGGGUCCCUUGAAUAAUACCAUAAAGGCGGCUCUUUUUGUUCUCCCCGAGAAAGCCGUAUUGACUCUCCACGCGAUUCAUACCUAUUUCGCCCUCGAGCUCAUCCCAACUGCUACGGCCACCGUGAUUCAAGCAAUGUCAGGUCUUGAGCUCGAACCACAGUUCAAACGUAACAAGCUGUAUCUAGCGACAUCACUUCAGGAUUUAUGGGGGAGACGAUGGAAUCUGACGGUCACCGGAAUCCUAAGGCCUACCGUGCGCGAACCGACGGUUCAUCUGUUCUCUGUCUUGGGGCAGAACUGGUCUCGGGCUCUUGGUGUUUAGGCAAUGUGGUUCUUUCUUAUAAGCGGACUUUGCACAACGGUGGAGAUCACCAUUAAGAAAACCGCCGGAAGGUGGAGAUUCCCGACAGAAAUCAGUCAGGUUUUGACAAUUGGGUUUGUGAUGGUGACUGGUUUGUGGCUUUUCUAACCAGAGUUUAAACGGUGCAACAUAUUUGAGAGGGCUCUUGAAGAGUAUGCAUCCAUAGGCGCGGUUGCAGCCGCGAUCAGGAAGAGCAUAACAGCAUCUUGAGUGAUCUCUAUUGUGACUUAUU
Eutrema salsugineum is the source of this 949-nucleotide messenger RNA. Its product is annotated as acyl-CoA--sterol O-acyltransferase 1. Lineage: Eukaryota; Viridiplantae; Streptophyta; Magnoliopsida; Brassicales; Brassicaceae. The record is from RefSeq and is a predicted model, not a curated record. Gene Ontology annotation, biological process: lipid metabolic process.